This is a messenger RNA of Penicillium longicatenatum, 1518 nucleotides long. RefSeq names its product Atg14 domain-containing protein. Gene Ontology annotation, biological process: SNARE complex assembly. The coding region runs from base 1 to 1518 and encodes 505 amino acids. Gene Ontology annotation, cellular component: endosome; lytic vacuole. The transcript is spliced from 2 exons. Gene Ontology annotation, molecular function: SNARE binding. Lineage: Eukaryota; Fungi; Ascomycota; Eurotiomycetes; Eurotiales; Aspergillaceae. The record is from RefSeq and is a predicted model, not a curated record.
AUGAGUUGUCACAUAUGCACAUCUGCCCACUCCCGCUUGCCAGUUCUCUGCCCGACAUGUGCCCGCAAUUGUCUGUAUCAACUCCGUCUCGAACACACCCAGAUCCUUCUCGAAAAAGAGUCCCUAGGCAACCAAAUCGAAAUCGCCAUCACCCAUGAUCAUUCCCCAAAUCAGCAUAGCAAGACUGAGCUAAGACGCUCAGAGACUGAUCACGACAGCUCUUGUCGCUGGGUCCUCCAAACCAUCUUGAGCCAACAAGCUGGUUCAGUCUCCAGGAAGAAUGAUGUGGUGCAGCAGAUAAACACAUUGAAAGAGGAGAUUAGGGCAAAAAGGGCUGAUAUUCUGGAGCGCAAGGCGCGGUUGGCUCGUAGGCGUUCUGAUGCUGAAUCGGCCCAAUACGAACUUGGGGAGCGAGAGGCUGCUAUCUUGACAGGCCUGCAGAACACCACUAAGAGGACCGAGCAUCUAUGGCACACAUUACAUAGUAAAACGGCUGAAGCUCGGAUUUUUCUCUGUCGGGAGGCCGCCCAUCUGUAUGGCUUACGGCAAAAGGCAGCAAGGAAAGGCGACGCUCCCCCGACUUACAUCCUUGGAGGCCUAGCAAUUGUAGACUUACGGGACAUGAAUGGAAAGAUUCCCAUAUUCUGGCGGCCAAUAUCUACGUCACUCUCCAAUAUUGCGCUCCUCCUGGUCCUCGUUUCGCAUUAUCUUUCACUGAGACUCCCCGCCGAGAUCAUUCUACCCCACCGAAACCACCCCAAUCCAACUAUCUAUACCCCUGCCGCAUCCUACGACUUCCAUAAUCUCACUGAUGGAACUUAUGAUUCUCAGCUCUCGUCAAAUCCAGCAGUGCCCCGGUCUGCAGAUACUCGCUCGCAGCCGCGUCCAAGACCACUGUUCAUCGAUAAGCCUCUCCCACGUCUCGCCAAGGACGAUCCUACCACUUAUACCUUCUUUCUCGAGGGUGCCACUCUUCUCGCCUGGGACGUUGCAUGGCUGUGCCGGACCCAAGGAAUUAACCUGAAUUCUGAUUCAUGUGAAGAGGUCUGCAACAUUGGAAGUGGGUUGUGGCAGUUAUUGGUUGCCCCACCAGCUCAGGCAUCUACUUUGAUGCGGGCCUUUGCCGGUCGAGAUACGCAGACCAAAGUGAAACCUAGUAAAGAUUCUCCUCGAACGACAAUUCAGCGCAUGAAAUCAUUCCCUAUGCUCGGGCACUAUUCCCACGGGACCGUUCAUUCAUUUCUCGGAGCAUCUGAAGGAUCGGACUUCAUGCGGACGUGGAAGCUACCAACUCCAACAAAGAUUUUUGAUAAAUUAAAGUUCAAUCUCGUGGGCGAGAUGGCUAGCGCGGAAUGGGAGUUCUUGGACGAACAGGAAUGGGAGGACGGGAAUCCGGAAAUCGAACAACCAUCAACGCCAAAGAGCAAACUCACCCAUCUGCCCGAAACGAACGAGACCCCUCAUCAGCCAUCAAGGCCAAAGGGCACAAGUGGUUGGACGAAGCUCAACAGUAGAUAA